CAGAAAAAAACCCGUGAGUACACAAAUUUUUUUGGAAGAAAGGCACGCUAUUUCCAGAAAUGCCCGUGAAAUCCAGGAGACCGGACUUGAAAAACUCAUUAAACUCUUCCUAAGAAUCACCCAUGGCCUUUUUUUUUAUGGGGUUCGAAGAAUAAGGAGGAAGGUGUUGAUUUGAUUGGGGAGAGAUUCGGUGCUGAGUGCACUAUGAUGCAUUAAUUCUAUUCCUUUUCCUUUAUUUUCUUCUCUUGUUUUGCUUCUACAAGAAGUCGAAUGAGAAAGAAAAUUAUGCUAAAGGAUUUCUGUGCUUGCUUUCAUCCCUAUCUGUGAAAACCCACGUCUGUUUCAUCAAUGAAGAUGGGAUCAGGAGGAUCCAGUGUUGUUGUGCCCAGGAAUUUCAGGUUAUUGGAAGAAUUGGAGAGAGGGGAGAAGGGCAUAGGCGAUGGAACUGUCAGUUAUGGAAUGGAUGACAGUGAUGACAUAUACAUGCGCUCAUGGACUGGUACCAUUAUUGGUCCUCACAAUUCUGUGCAUGAAGGUCGCAUCUAUCAGCUCAAGUUGUUUUGUGACAAAGAUUAUCCCGAGAAGCCGCCAACCGUGAGAUUUUAUUCAAGGGUUAACAUGACAUGUGUCAAUCAGGAGACUGGUCUGGUCGAGCCCAAACAUUUUUCAAUGCUUGCAAAUUGGCGGCGCGAAUAUACCAUGGAAGAUAUCUUGACACAUUUGAAAAGGGAAAUGUCAGCUUCUCAUAAUAAGAAGUUAGGGCAGCCUCCAGAAGGCACUUUCUUCUAGAAUGAUUUGCACGUUAUUCUCUCUAUACAAAUCACUCUGAACUUGACGCUAUGAAUGGCUUAUGUAACACAUUAUGAGUUGAAACAAACAAAUGGAAGUACAGGUUUGGUAUGUGCUUCCAGUUUUCAUGAGGUUCAGAUGAUAUACUAAGUUCUAUAUUACACCUAAUGACUGUUUAAGAUCUGUAAUUUUCUUGAAUUUGGAAUUAAAAAGCAUAAAAGUGCUUUUUCCUUAAA
Messenger RNA from Cryptomeria japonica (Japanese cedar), 1025 nucleotides. Its product is annotated as ubiquitin-conjugating enzyme E2 variant 1D. Gene Ontology annotation, biological process: DNA damage tolerance; protein K63-linked ubiquitination. Lineage: Eukaryota; Viridiplantae; Streptophyta; Pinopsida; Cupressales; Cupressaceae. Gene Ontology annotation, cellular component: nucleus. The record is from RefSeq and is a predicted model, not a curated record. The coding region runs from base 349 to 789 and encodes 146 amino acids. The transcript is spliced from 4 exons.